UGAUAACACACCUUUAGCCAAAUGAAACGCCCAUUGAGCAAUGGGGCCGAGGCUUGGGAGGAAGUGCGACUCCCUAUUUCUGCCAUGCUGUACAGCGAUGGAUCCGUAGAACAUCGGCACCAAACCGACGUGGAGUUCUACAUCUCGCCGAACAGCAUCUACAGCACGUGCGAGAUGCAGGACCGACAUCCGCGAGUGGCUCAAUACAAAUUGCUGAAAGCUUUGAGGCUGAUUCAAGUGGGACUGCCUUGUGCAAGAUGGACAUCCCAGGACUUGCUUUCCAUGGCUGAAGCCCGCGGGGUCGACGGUGUGCUCUGUGAUAGCGUUGUGCUGUUGCUGGCACCUGAUAGCCUUGUGGUAGUUGACGAUGACAAGCGAGAAGGCUUGACCCAGCAGCUGAUCUCAGAUAUGUUCAUCAAAAUGAGUUUGAAAGGCUAUUGAUGUGGAGUCGCCUGUUUCACAGCGAUGUGGGCAAAGCAGCUUCCAUCCACCGAAUUCUGUUGAUUCUUUGUUUCUGACUUUGACAAACACAAAAGCUGAUUAUCAGCUGAUCAGCUGAUUCAUCUGAUUCUGUUGAUCUCUCCGAAAGCUUUGUUUUGGAUACCGGUGGUCUCUGCAGGGUCAGAUCCUGGGAUCUUUGCGUCACAGAUGUGGCCAAAGAUGGAUCUUUCGGGGAAAAGGCCUCAGCCAGAGGAUUGACAUUUGAGAAGUCUAAGAAUGGCUAACUAGGCACUAAAAAAGACAUGAAAAAAAC
Molecule: messenger RNA, 754 nt
Organism: Cladocopium goreaui
Lineage: Eukaryota; Dinophyceae; Suessiales; Symbiodiniaceae
Source: the annotation of a GenBank genome assembly